Messenger RNA from Sphaeramia orbicularis (orbiculate cardinalfish), 4300 nucleotides. It is a transcript of the gene kif19, whose product is annotated as kinesin family member 19. Lineage: Eukaryota; Metazoa; Chordata; Actinopteri; Kurtiformes; Apogonidae. The transcript is spliced from 20 exons. Gene Ontology annotation, biological process: microtubule-based movement. The record is from RefSeq and is a predicted model, not a curated record. The coding region runs from base 404 to 3451 and encodes 1015 amino acids. Gene Ontology annotation, molecular function: ATP binding; microtubule binding; microtubule motor activity.
GGGACACGAAGAGAAAAGCGGAGACGUGGAAGUGACCGGAGCAGGUGGGCUGUUACUGCUGCCACUGCUGUGGGUGGUGGGGUUUUACCUUAUACCUGUAGCUUUGCGGCUCCGUCUGCGGGGAAAACGCACAGGUGGAGCCGCCGACGCACUACGGACACGGCACAGAGAACCGGCCUGGGACACCGGAGAGAGUAUUUAUAAAAACAUACACACACAGAGGAAAAAAAAAAAAACAGGUGGUUGAGCUCGAGAGCAGCCUCGAGAGCAGCAGAGACCCUGUGUUGUGUACCGACAGGCGGCAGGUGGUUGUGGAGGACAUGCAGGUAGAAGCAGGAUAGAGCAGGAUGGUCCAGUGUCCCGUCUGACUUUUCCUUUUACUCCAGCCUGACCACAAGUGACCAUGAAGGACACGGGGGAAUCAAAAGACCACCAACUCACUGUUGCCUUGAGGAUACGACCCCUCAGUGAUGCUGAGCAGGAGGAGGCGGCUACGAUCGUGGCCCACAGAGUGGACGACCAGAUGGUGGUUUUAAUGGACCCCAUGGAGGACCCCGACGACAUCCUGCGUGCCAACCGCUCCAGGGAGAAGACUUACAUGUUUGAUGUGGCGUUCGACUACUCAGCCAGUCAGGAGGAGGUGUACAGAGCUACAACCAAAGGACUGAUUGAGGGCCUCAUAUCAGGCUACAACGCCACUGUAUUUGCCUACGGACCCACAGGUUGUGGGAAGACAUACACCAUGUUGGGGACAGACAAGGAGCCUGGCAUCUAUGUUCGAACUCUAAACGACCUGUUCCGUGCCAUUGAAGAGACCAGCGAUGACAUGCUAUAUAGUGUCUCCAUGUCCUAUCUGGAGAUCUACAAUGAGAUGAUCCGUGACCUGCUGAACCCGUCCUCAGGCUUCUUGGACCUGAGAGAAGACUCUAAAGGAGUGAUUCAGGUGGCUGGAAUCACUGAGGUGUCAACCAUUAAUGCUCAAGAGAUCAUGGAGCUGCUUAUGAAGGGAAACAAGCAACGCACACAGGAGCCAACCGCCGCCAAUCAGACGUCAUCACGCUCCCAUGCUGUGCUGCAGGUAGCUGUCAAGCAGCAGAGUCGGUGUCGAGAUGUUCUGCAGGAGGUCCGCUUUGCACGGCUAUUCAUGAUCGACCUUGCCGGCUCGGAAAGAGCUGCUCAGACUCAGAACAGGGGUCAGCGGUUGAAAGAGGGAGCCCACAUCAACCGCUCUCUCCUAGCUUUGGGAAACUGCAUCAACGCCCUGAGUGACAAAAAUGGCAAUAAAUACGUCAACUAUCGAGACAGCAAGUUGACUCGUCUGCUGAAGGAUUCUUUAGGUGGGAACAGUCGUACUGUCAUGAUUGCCCAUAUUAGUCCCGCCUCCGUGGCGUUUGAAGAAUCUCGUAACACGUUGACAUAUGCUGACCGUGCCAAAAGCAUUAGAACACGGGUAAAGAAGAACCUGAUAAAUGUGUCAUACCACAUUGCUCAGUACACCAACAUCAUCUCAGAUUUACGCUGCGAGAUCCAGCGUCUCAAGAAGAAGAUCGCAGACCAGGCGAGCCGCCAGCUCAACUCCGACAGGGCUGACAUCCGCCAUGUUCAGGCUGAAGUCCAAGCGCAUUCGAGCCAGCAGAGUCGGGCUGAGAUGGACCAGCUGAGGGAGCAGCUCCUGGACGCUUUCCGCCAACAGAUGGAGAUUAGAAAGAGCCUGAUGGAAUUGGAAAACAGCAACAUGGAGAUCCAGAUCGACACCUCCAAACACCUACUCACCAUCGCAGACUGGGAGCAGGAGCGAAGUCGACGCAGGAGGAAAUGGCGCGCAGAAAGAAGGAAGGAAAGUGAAAAUAAGGAUGAAAGUGAGAAGGAUUCUGACUCCUCUGAGUCUCCACCAGACAGUUCGGAGACCCAGGAGGUCGCACUGGCCCGAGAAAACCUCGUCACACUUAUGACUGAACAGAAAAAACUCCACAAACAAAAAACGUUGCUGGAGCGCAGGUUUCUGGAGUUACGGGACCAGGCUCGGCGCUUGGAGGAACUGCUGCCUCGGAGGGUGAGCUCCGAGGAGCAGCGCGAGGUCCUCUGCCUCCUUUGCAAAGUCCAUGAGCUGGAGAUCGAAAACGCAGAAAUGCAGUCGCACGCUCUGCUCAAGGACAAUGUCAUCCGGCAGAAAAACUUUGUGGUGCAGCGCUUCGAGCAGCACCGACACCUAUGUGAUGAGAUCAUACAGAAGCAGAGGCAGUUUAUUAACGACCACAGUCUACUAGUACCUCCACACCUUCAAGAGCUAUAUGAUAUGUAUAUGAGAGAACUGGACGAAAGGAAACUGGACAGAGCCAUGGCCCUGGAUAAAGUGACCACCAGACAUACCAUCAAGGAGGGCUCUUUACCCAAAAUCACCUUGCCCAUUUACUGUCGUGACAACGUGCAGGAUGUGGACUCAGACCAGGAGAGUGUUCGCAACAUGGGCUCGGAUAACAGACGAGUCCAAGCCAAAAUCCGCAGACAUACGUUGCCGCCCAUUCUGCCUGAGCCCGAGCUGGACAAUAACAGGGUGUUUAAAAGCAGCCCCCAUGCCAGGCAGAUGAAAAACACUGCUGUAAUGACCCCACCUCCCAUUCACAUCAACGGAAAGAGCAACAGAGAGCUGCAGCCUUUGGUUCCUGAGAGUUCUCUGAGCUACAGUCAUCUGAGCCACAGCGUCAGCAGCCACCUGGACUCAUCGCCUGAAAGCAGUGAGGCAGGAGCUGAUGUCCCCCUUUCACAAAACGAGAGACAGCAGAUCCUAAAAGGAGUCCAGAACAUCGUAGUGAAGGCGGCCUGCCGACGCUCCAAAGCCUUGGAGGUGGAUGCUUUGCGCUUACCUCCCCCUCCUUCUCCCCUGGACCCCAAGAAGCAAAAGAGCAGCCUUUCGUUGAGUGAGGCGCCCCCUCGUGGUCUGCCAAUGCGUUGCGGCCGGCAGCCGAGCCCCGAGCUCAGACACGCCACGUCAGACGAUAACCUUUCCAGCAGCACGGGGGAGGGGCCUGGGAUACAGGCCACAUGGACACGCCCACGUAACAGACAGGUCACCACCAAGAAUCAAACCCCACGUGAAGUGGACUUUGAGGCUCGCCGAAAGAAGAGGCGCUCACGCUCUUUUGAGGUCACUGGUCAAGCACUGCCUCAAACCAAGACAGCCACAGCUCAGAGGUUUCGUCCUCUUGACAGCACAUCAGACCCCCACCUCCACAUCAAUGGUCAACCCCCACUGCUCCGGCCCCAAUACAGAGGGGUCCCUCCUCUCGCCAAAGUCAGGGCACCCCACAGCAUCCAGCAAUCAGGCUCCAUCGCAGAAUCAUCCUCUCCCCACAUGAACAACCUGAAGCGAGUGCCCCAGCUGCGACAGCCCCAACCCCUCCUGUACAUCACCACCACAGGCACAGGGAGUCAGCGCACACGCAGACACUGAGCAGAGGACUCAGACCACCCAACACCAGCACUAAAACCUAAGCCAGCUGAGCCUGUAAGAGAACCACAAAGCCCAGUCGAAUGAACACUUCACCCCUGUGGGUCAGACUGGGGGGGCAGUGCAGCAAACUGAACCCCACAAGGAUGAGACCCACCAGACUCCAGACGUCAGAGAUGUUGAGUACUAGACGUACAGUGGAUCUUCUGUCCUGUCAAAUGUUUCCACAGUAGCUUGGUGUCGUGCUGAAUUACUUGUGUAACUGUCGAGUAGAAAAUCAUCAAUCCCGUCACAAAGGCAACACUUUACUAAUAGUUAUGCAUCAUCAUUAAAUUUGGUUUAAUAAAGUCAGUGCUUCUCAUUCAGGGAGGAACCCCACGUCAGAAAUGUAACUAAGCAUCAGGAAGUAGCGAAUGUAUUUCACAGUCAAAAUGUUUAAAGCAUCAGUCAUUGUUUCUGUAGUGGCAUUGUUUCUGUUUUAAAAUAACACCUUGACAUUUGAUUUAAGAAAACACAACUUCAUCAUUUCACUUCUUGUGCCCUUCUUGGACAAUGUUAUAUCCACAAAUUCCCCUGGGUCUAUGCCUUUUUUUUUUUUUUUUUUUUUUUUACCCGAACUUGUCAUAUUGUUGUGUAGAUGUGUUCAUUUCCAGAACUGGAAAAAUAUAGUACAAGAUGCUUUUCCAAAUUGGUUUGCUAUAUUUUUAAUGAAUUAUUUAACUGUUGCCUUUUCUUUUAUGUUACCAAAUUGUUGUCAUUGACAUAUUGUUUUCAUAAUUACUACUUUCUAUGCUUUAUUUUGUACAUUUUUUUUUAUUUGUACCCAGACGAAUUCAAAUUAAAUAAGCAAAA